AUGUUUGAUUCAACGUCAGCAGAACGCACCUUCAUUCUCUCAUCGAUUGCAAAGGCCUUGGGCGUACCGGCGGAAAGCAUCGACACAUCAAAAUGUUUCAUUGGGCUCGGAGGCCAUUCACUGUCGGCGGUCGAGGUGCAACACGCAUGCAAGGCCGUGGUGUCCAAACCUCCAACAGUUUUUACGCUACUCACAUCACCUUCUAUCGAAGCGCUGCUGCCAGGUGAUGGUCCGCGCACAAGGGAGGCCCCUGCCAAGCCCGAGCUUAUUUCCAGUUCAACAGUGACCGAAUAUUCACAACCAUCAACAACACCGUCGUCAUUAUCAUCUCUGUCACAGUCGCCAUCUCGUUCGCUGUCUGGCUGUUCUAGUGUCCCAGACGGCGAGAAUGUAGAGGAUGCUUUGCCAUCAGAGCAAUCAGGGAUCAAACCACUAUCAGUCUCGAAUGAAGAGUCAGCCCCGGCAACUGGUCUGCAAGCAGCGUUCAUCCAUAGCGGGCAAAGCACAAUACACUAUUUUGAAACAUGGAGCCUCGAAGAUCUUCCCUUCAUAACGUAUGCCUGGAAGAGGGUGCUAGCUAUGGAACCAAUGUUCUCUACUAGGUUUGAAGAGGCGGGCCAGGGGAGAUAUGUCAUGCGCAAACGCAAGUUUGAGUGCCCAUGGACACAAGUAGUAACUUUUGAUCGUACGACAUACGAAGAAGAACUGGCGCGAAGAGAGGGACAGGUACAGCCGACGUUUGUAUUCAAAACCGUCGUGUUUAAAGGAGUCGGUAGCAAGAGCAGCAGCGGCAGACGUCGUGAGAGUGAAGCUACCAUUAUGAUAUCUAUCCAUCAUGCUCUAUUGGAUGGGUUUGCCAUGGAACGUCUCGCGGUCAAGGUGCGGAGGGUAGCAGCGGGAGAAGUGGGAGUUGGGGCAGGAAAAUCGUUCUUGACGGCGGCCAAAGAGAUCGAAGCACUGGCCAAGGAACAGAGCGAAGCUGCGACUCGGUAUUGGCAAAGUUGUGUACGAGAGCACACAGGGGCAGCUACAGAGACUGGUUUGCAGAGACCGAAGGGACAAGUAGAAGCAGCAGCGGCAGCAACGAAAUGGCCAACCAUCCAAGGAAAGAAGCGCAACGAAGUCAACGUCAAUUUUGAGCACUUGAGUGAGCUGCUACGGGAGAAGUCCAGGGAGCUAGGCGUCACUGUGGCGGCCUUCUUCCAUGCAGCAUGGGCGGUCGUGCAAGCCACGUAUGCAGAUGUCAGUCAGGUCAAGUUUGGAACCAUUAUGAGUGGGCGAAACCUGCCCAUCGACGGCAUCGACACCGUCAUUGGCCCUAUUCUUAACUCACUGCCAUUCUACGCAAAUGUUGACGAGGCUAUAAUGACGGACGAGUUUGUACAGAACGUCUUCAACGGUUUGGUAGAACUCUCGUGCUAUCAAUGGAGUGCACCCGAGCACGGCUUGAAUCGCGACUUCGAGGCGGCCCUGUCCGUCACACGGGGCAUCGACAGGGCGGCUGCUGGCGAGGAAAUGCAGCCACUUCGACCCGUGCAGUACGACUUUGAGAGUAGCAUUCCACUCAGCCUAGCGCUCGAUGAGGCAAUGAUGAGCCUACGUGUGGUCUACCAUGCAGAUCGAUAUGCGGCAACGGCCGUUGAGGACAUGGCCAUGUGCUUUGCUACGGCAUUGGAGCGGCUUGCGCACUCAACGCCCAUGCAUGCGUGCAAGUCAGCGCUAGUAACAGUGCCCAUGCAGAUGCGGCUGCGAGUCUUGGGAAACUGCAUAUCUGGAUCGACGACACGGGCUGCGCAUAUGCACGAGGAUCUGGUAUCUAUGCUGGACGCGGCCGCGCGCACGCACGCAGAGGCGGUGGCAGUCGAGGUUGGCAACCGACGCAUCACGUACGCUGAGCUGCAUCGGCUCACGGCUCGCACCGCCACGGCCUUGGGCGAGGCUGGGGUCAAGGCUGGCGAGGUUGUGUGUGUGCAUGCGGAUGGGAGUUUGGAAUGGAUCGUGGGCUUGCUCGGCGCACUGCAAGCCGACGCUGUCUUUUGCAGCUUGGAUGCCACUCUCCCCCACGAGCUUCGCCGCGACAUGUUCGGGACGGCCGGCGGCCGUGUCUUUGUCGUUGGUCAUGAGUGGCAGAGAGAGUUGAUGCCAGACGGGUGUGCCCACUUGCACACUCCCCAGCCGCUAGCCCCCGCGUACCUUUGCUUCACCUCUGGUUCCACUGGCCGUCCCAAGGGCGUCGUGUGCACCCACCAGGCCCUGAUCGCCUUCCAGGCUGACGUCGAGGUACGCCUUCACGCGAACCCGGGCGUCCGAAUCGCCCAAUUCAUGUCGCCCGCCUUCGACGGAAGCAUCCAUGAGAUCUUCUCUACCCUCUGCUAUGGGGCAACGCUCGUCCUGCGCGACCCGGCCACGUUGGCUGAUCCCUUCGACGUCCUGCGCCGAGUCAGUAGCGCCAUCAUGACGCCCUCGGUCGCCCGUUGCCUAUCGCCUGCAGAUUUUGCCAACCUCGAGACUGUUUACCUGGUCGGAGAGCAAGUCCCCCACCCUGUUGUCGACAAGUGGGCCACUGGCGGCCGCAAGCUAUACAACAUGUACGGUCCCACCGAGGGUACGGGUGGCGCAACCAUAACUCGGCUACGCCCCACACAACCCGUCACCAUUGGCCACCCUAAUCCAACGUCGCGCCUCUACAUCCUGGGACGCAACGGCUGCUUACUCCCACCGGGCGCCGUUGGCGAAAUCUACAUUGCUGGAGUGCAGAUUGCCCUAGGCUAUGCCAGCAUGCCUGAUCACACGGCUGCCUGCUUCGUGCCGGACACGAUAUGUCCCGGUCUGGGCGAAACCAUGUAUCAGACUGGCGACUACGGCUAUUGGGAUCACAACGGUCAUAUCGUCUGCCUUGGUCGGAGAGACCGCCAGCUCAAGCUGCGCGGCUUCAGGCUCGAUCUGGACGAUCUUGAGACCCGCAUUCUCAAGGCGCUGCCGCAUGUCAAAGCCGUCGCGCUUACAAGGUCUCAAAAAGGAGAUAGCCUCGUUGCUGUAAUUCAGCCGGCUACCUUGUCCCAAGAUGAAGUCAGGAAUGCCAUGUUGCAGAUCCUGCCCAAGCCAGCCGUGCCCUCUGCUAUUGCUUGCGUUGACGCCUUCCCUCUGACCCGUGUUGGCAAAGUCGAUUCGCAGGCAAUCGCAGCUAGUUUCCCAGCCCAUUAA
This is a messenger RNA of Bipolaris zeicola 26-R-13, 3204 nucleotides long. RefSeq lists its product as uncharacterized. Gene Ontology annotation, molecular function: catalytic activity; phosphopantetheine binding. Lineage: Eukaryota; Fungi; Ascomycota; Dothideomycetes; Pleosporales; Pleosporaceae. The coding region runs from base 1 to 3204 and encodes 1067 amino acids. The transcript has 2 exons. Gene Ontology annotation, biological process: amino acid activation for nonribosomal peptide biosynthetic process; secondary metabolite biosynthetic process. Gene Ontology annotation, cellular component: cytoplasm. The record is from RefSeq and is a predicted model, not a curated record.